AUUCAUCUUAUACAUACAAGAAGAUUCCUAUCAAAUAAAGGAGACAAGAGGCCGCUUGAAAACUAAGCAAACAAAAUAAAUAUUUUUUUAUUUUUUUUUCCAACCUGAAUGAUUCGUAUUUGCACACAUAACUUAAUUGUUGAGAUCAAAGUUAAACAUCAGCUUUAUUCCACUUGUCAUCUUUAUUCAAAGCACACCGCACACGAAUCCUCUCAUCGAGAUUAAAACAUUUUUUUUAAACAAACAAGAUGCUUAUGCGCUCCUUACUCCCACACGCAUGUGCAUUGCAUAUAUCUAAAAGCAAUUUAUUAUCGAAUGAAGGUGUAAGGUUGUAUGCGUCAAUACAUCAAAAUAUGACGACUUAGACAUUUGGAUUUGAUGGUACUAAGCAAAUUCUUAUCGUAUGAAUGUAUAAGGCAGAUGCGUUAAAAAUCAACAAUAAAAGGACUGGGACAUGCUAUAAUUUGGAUUUAACGGUACUUAGACAAUAGACAUGUGUAGAUGUAAAAUCGCCUGCAUGGUUUACAACUUCAAAGCGUAAACCAUAUUGCAUUUGUACAUAUAGUCUAUAGAUAUACAUCCCUACCUUUAAAGAUUUAUCUAAAGGUUACAUGUGUCAAUGUCAGUCCAUAAUUUAACUUUAUAGUUUGCAAGACGUUGUGUGUUUCUAUUUUUUCAUCUUUCAUAAAUACUUAAUAUUCGCUUGUGUUGAAUAUUGCAUCACCUAUCGGCAUUUGUUAAUCAUGAUGCAGUCGAGGGAGGAGAGGAGAGCCGAGUCACCAUCAGGUCUCGUUCUCACCACCGACCCUAAACCUCGUCUCCGCUGGACCGCUGAGCUUCAUGAACGUUUCGUUGACGCCGUCACUCACCUUGGAGGCCCUGACAAAGCUACACCAAAGACGAUUAUGAGAGUGAUGGCUGUGAAGGGUCUUACACUUUACCAUCUCAAGAGCCAUCUCCAGAAGUUCAGACUUGGAAAGCAGCCUCACAAGGAACAUAGUCAUGGUCACUCCACUAAUAUUAGGGAUACUAAUAGAGCUUCCAUGUUGGAUCUUCAAAGGAAUGUUGUAUUCAGUACUCCUCACAUCAUUGGUCGCAAUAUGAACGAGAUGCAAAUGGAAGUGAAAAGAAGAAUAGAGGAAGAGGUAGAAGUAGAAAGACAGGUGAAUCAAAGGAUAGAAGCACAAGGGAAAUACAUGGAGAGCAUGUUGGAGAAAGCAUGUGAAACACAAGAAGCAAGUCUCACCAAAGACUACUCUACUCUCUUUUUCAACAACACAUCACCCCUCCCAAUUCCAUGGUUCGAGGAUCAUUUUCCCUCGUCUUCCUCCAUGGAUUCUACAUUGAAUCUUUCUGAUAUCAGUCUCAACUUCUCUCUCCAAGAUUCUCGGAGCUCUAUCACCAAGAACCGUACGGUUUGUCUCGGUUAGAGAAUACAUAUGUAGGUCUAGUUAUUUGACUCUUCCUACUCUAGUAUUCUAAUGUGCAUAAAUGCACAAACUCACAUGUAAUAAUUCUGCCAAACAAUGAAGUAGAUCUUCGUUAUCCACUCUAAUAGAUGUGAUGAUGUGCAAUAGAUGGUGAAGUGGGAUGCCCCAUGUAUUUCUCAAUUCUUGUGUGUUUAUUAUAUAUAUGUGUGUUACUUGCACACUGAAAUUUUAAAGAUUUUGUCUUUCUA
This is a messenger RNA of Brassica rapa (field mustard), 1678 nucleotides long. Its product is annotated as myb family transcription factor PHL12. The record is from RefSeq and is a predicted model, not a curated record. Gene Ontology annotation, molecular function: DNA binding; DNA-binding transcription factor activity. NCBI's taxonomy places the organism in Eukaryota, Viridiplantae, Streptophyta, Magnoliopsida, Brassicales, Brassicaceae.